Purpureocillium takamizusanense is the source of this 825-nucleotide messenger RNA. RefSeq lists its product as uncharacterized. Bases 234 to 644 code for a protein of 136 amino acids. The transcript has 3 exons. Gene Ontology annotation, cellular component: cytoplasm; nucleus. Gene Ontology annotation, molecular function: protein tag activity; ubiquitin protein ligase binding. The record is from RefSeq and is a predicted model, not a curated record. Gene Ontology annotation, biological process: modification-dependent protein catabolic process; regulation of proteolysis; protein neddylation. NCBI's taxonomy places the organism in Eukaryota, Fungi, Ascomycota, Sordariomycetes, Hypocreales, Ophiocordycipitaceae.
UGGACCUCUCUCGCUCCGUCAUCAUCAGCCUCGCCGCCAACAGCUAAGCUGCCCACCACCACCACCACCACCACCCCUCCUCAUCCCUCCUGCUCCUCGUCUGCCUCUGCAAACCAGCUCAGCCUUGCCGCACCUGCGAUUCUUACUUACUACCACCACCGCCACUUGCACCAGCACCAGCACCAGCACCAGCACCAGCACCACCGUCAUCGCUGUCCUCACAAACCGCCAACAUGUUGAUCAAGGUGCGAACGUUGACGGGCAAGGAGAUUGAGCUCGACAUCGAGAUGGACUACAAGGUGCUUUUCUCUCUCUUCUCUUUUUGUUUCUUCGACCCCGGACGAACGCGCUGCGCUAUCUGUUCUCUCCGCAAGGGACAGGAAGAAAGCAACCGGGAAAUUAAAGACUUUACCGGUUGCGGUUUUAUGAGCUUUGGGCUGACUGAGCGCGCGCGUGCGUACGACUCGCAGGUCUCGCAGAUCAAGGAAAAGGUGGAGGAGAAGGAAGGCAUCCCGCCCGUGCAGCAGCGCCUCAUCCACGGCGGCAAGCAAAUGACCGACGAUAAGACCGCGGCCGAGUACAACCUCUCGGCAGGCGACACGCUGCACCUGGUGCUCGCGCUCCGCGGCGGGAGACGCUGCUAAGCGGGCGAGCGAGGGGAACGGACAGACAAACGAACAAACAGCCGAAACGAAACGAAACGAACCACAGCGAGAGCGGAAUCAUUCGGGGGAAAGGGAAGGGGCGAGCCGGGGGCGUUUGCGAGCCAACAACAGAACAAGGGCGGGGGGAUGGAGGCUGCUGCUCGCGACGGCGACGACGACG